AUGGCCAACCCCGCAACAGAAGUGAAGAAGCCGGCCCGGCUCCCCUCGACGACGCACCACGUCGUCGUCAAGCUCGAGACGAUCCAUGUUCCCCUCCCCGAUAUCGACACCGGCUCCAUGACGCACGAGGUCAUUGGAUACGAGUAUACGCGGCCCUCGGAGGUUGGGGUCGCUGCGGCUAGGGUGUGGCCCGCGAGUGUGCUCAUCACUACGACGGUGCCGAUUAAUAAGGAGACGCUCGAGACGACAGGGACGGAUCACAUUGACAUGGAGGAGUGUAGACGGCGCGGGGUCACCGUCAUGUAUUCCCCGAACGCGACCGUCGAAGCCGUAUCCGAGCACGCCCUCGGCCUGUAUUUCUCCUCCCGCAGACGCCUCGUCACGCUGCACAACACAAUGAUGGACCACGACGACGCGCACACAAACCCCUGGCGCGCAAAGGGGAGCAUGUCCUCGCUCCUCCUCGACGCCGAGGGCCGCCCGCCGCACACCUGCGGCAACGAGGUCGCGGGCAUGAUCGGCUACGGGCCCAUCGGGCAGCGGGUCGCCAAGAUGUGCCGCGCGCUGGGGAUGGAGGUCCUCGUUGCCGCCCGCAAGGACGCCGAGUCAUCGGGACCUAGCUCUGGCGACGUCUCCGGGGGCGCCACGCCCGCCUCCGGGACACAAUCCAACGGCACCGUACGUCGCACCCCCUUCACCGAGGUCCUCCGCCGCGCCACGACCCUCUUCCUCAUCGUGCCCCUGACCCCGGAGACGAAGAACCUCAUCUCGGAGCGGGAGCUCGCGCUCAUGCGGCCCGACGUGGUGAUCAUCAACGUCGGACGCGGCGGGACCGUCGACGAGGCGGCGCUGCUUUCGGCGUUGAAGGCGGGGAAGAUUGCCGGCGCGGCGACGGACGUGUUUGAGGUCGAGCCGGCGGGGAGCGGCAAGGAUAGCGUGCUAUUGGGCGAGGAGGCGCGGGGCGUGAAUUUGACGCUGACGCCGCACCUUGCGUGGUGUGCUGAUCAGACAAAGGUGAACAUUCGGAGGGUCGUGGGGGAGAAUGUGAGUUGGUUUGUGAGGGGAGAGAAGGGGGGCAAUAUUGUGCUUGAUAUGAGGUGA
This is a messenger RNA of Colletotrichum spaethianum, 1101 nucleotides long. Its product is annotated as glycerate dehydrogenase. The record is from RefSeq and is a predicted model, not a curated record. The transcript is spliced from 3 exons. Gene Ontology annotation, molecular function: oxidoreductase activity, acting on the CH-OH group of donors, NAD or NADP as acceptor; NAD binding. The coding region runs from base 1 to 1101 and encodes 366 amino acids. NCBI's taxonomy places the organism in Eukaryota, Fungi, Ascomycota, Sordariomycetes, Glomerellales, Glomerellaceae.